CCUAAAACCCUAGAAAGAACGUUAAGCCCUCCUCCAGCCUCGCCUGAAACCUGAAACGACGCCAUGGGGUCGAAGAAGAAGAACAGGAAGAACAAGAAGGAAGAUAACAACAUCAUCACCGAUCCGCGAUUCGCCUCCGUCCACUGGGACCCGCGGUUCAAAAAUGCUCCGAAGCACAAGGCCAAGGUCGAGAUCGACGACCGCUUCAAGGCCAUGUUCACCGAUCCCCGCUUCGCUUCGUCCUCGGCUCCGUCGGACAAGCGCGGCAAGCUCAAGAAGAAGGCCGACCCGGGCGAGGCGCUGCGCCACUACUAUCAGACCAACGAGGACCAAGAGGAGGUCAAGUACGAUAAGGUGAAUACCAAAGAGGAUGAGGAAGAAGACGAAUUGAGCGACGAAGAGGUUGAGAGUGAGAAAGAAGCCGAGAAGGUGAAUUUGGAAGAGGAGGAGAGUGAGAGUGAGGAGGAAGAAGAGAAGGCGAAUCUGGAAGAGGAGGAGAGCGAGAGUGAGGAAUUGGAGGAGGAUGAUGUGGCCGGAAGCGAAUCGGAGACGACGACGGAUACGGGGACGGAUGAUGAAGAAGAAGAUGAGGUGGUUUUUGAGGACGGUAUGCCGGCAAUGCAGAACGAAAAUAUACCUGAAAUUGAGAAGGAAACUCACAGGCUUGCUGUUGUUAACCUGGAUUGGAGGUAUGUUAAGGCUGUUGACUUGUUUGUGGUGUUGAGGUCAUUUCUUCCGAAAGGUGGAGAAAUGAAGUCUGUUGCUGUGUAUCCAUCGGACUUUGGAAUUCAGCGUAUGAAAGAGGAAGAAAUUCAUGGUCCUGUUGGGCUAUUUGAUAAGAAAGAUGAGGAAGGUGAUGAAGAAAGUGAUGAUGACGAUGACAAUGACGAGCUUAUUAAUCAGAAAAUGCGUGCUUAUGAGAAAAGCCGGCUGAGGUACUACUAUGCUGUAGUGGAAUGUGACUCAAGUGCCACAGCAGAUUACCUUUACAGAAAUUGUGAUGGAGUUGAGUUUGAAAGGUCAUCAAAUACUCUUGAUCUAAGAUUCAUCCCUGAUUCAUUGGAAAUUAAGCAUCCACCCCGUGAUAUUGCAACGGAGGUACCUUCAAACUAUGUUGGUUUGGACUUCCAAACUAGAGCUCUGCAGCAAAGUAAAAUUGAUAUUUCUUGGGAUGAGGAUGAACCAGGGCGAAGGACCUUGAAACGAAAAUUCACUGCUGAUCAGCUUGAUGAAAUGGAGAUGAAUGAGUUUUUGGCUUCUGAUGAGAGUGAAAGUGAUGAGGCCGAGGAUGAGGCCGCAGAUGAUGCAGAGGAUAAGCCUGAUAAAAAGAGUAAGAAAAGAGAUAUGUACCGUGCCUUAAUCCAGUCUGGAGAUGGGGAUGGUUCAGAUGAGGAUGGUGAAGAGGAUGGCCAGGAUAUGGAGGUCACCUUCAAUACUGGCUUGGAGGAUUUAAGCAAGCGCAUUCUUGAAAAGAAGGAUAGGGAAUCAGAAACAGUUUGGGAUGCCUAUCUCAGAAAAAGACGUGAGAAAAAGAAGGCUAAGAGAAACAGGUCUAAUGAUUCAUCAGAGGAUGAGAGUAGUGAUUCUGAUCAAGAAGCAAAAGAAGAGCCAGAUGAUUUCUUCAUUGAGGAACCUUCAGUUAAAAAGAGUAAAAAGGAGUCUCGGAGUAAAAGUAACAAAGAAGAAAAGCAGCGCCAAGAUAUGGAAAAGGAAGCAGAAGCAAGUAGAAAUGAGCUUGAGUUAUUACUUGCUGAUGACAAGGGAGCAGAUAAAGGUGUAAAGGGCUACAAUUUGAAACGUAAAAAGGCAAAGGGAAAGAAGGGUAAGGAAGUUCCGGAGGAGAACAAUAUACCAACUGCUGAUUUGGAAGAUCCACGCUUUGCUGUCAUGUUCACCUCACCCCUCUUUGCUCUGGAUCCAACAGAUCCGCAAUUCAAAAGGAGUGCAACAUAUGCCCGGCAGGCAGCACUGAGACAACGGAAUGGUGGCCCAGAGGAAGUGCCAGAAAGGGAAGUAAAAGUACAAUCCGAGGGUUUCUCGUCAAAGAUAGGGAAAUCUUCAUUAAUCAAAUCAAUUAAGAUGAAAGCCAAGCCCUUCGAAAGGAAAGAGGAAAUUUUGCAAUUCCAAGGUAAAAAGGAAACAAAAGUUGAGCAGGAUCCCCGAACCUUAGUACAACCAGUUAAGAAGAAGGCCAAAGUUGGAUGAAAAUGAAACCGAUUGAAACCAAGGGCAUAUCUCUUCAUUGCCUGAAGCAUCAUUCAAAGAAAUAGAAUUCCAAGUUGGACGAUUCAGUAAUCAAGCACACCUGCUUAGGUCAAGUCAUGAUAAUCUAUCUUGCAAAACUUAAAAUUUUAUUCUUCUGGUUGAAGGCAGUUUUGGUUCUUUUUCCUUAUUAUGCGAUACAAUAAGAUCACAUUUAGAGUUC
Molecule: messenger RNA, 2425 nt
Organism: Rosa chinensis
Lineage: Eukaryota; Viridiplantae; Streptophyta; Magnoliopsida; Rosales; Rosaceae
Product: pre-rRNA-processing protein esf1
Exons: 7
Coding region: 64-2205 (713 amino acids)
Biological process (GO): rRNA processing
Cellular component (GO): nucleus
Molecular function (GO): RNA binding
Source: RefSeq, a predicted model, not a curated record